UUUGUUAAACUUUGGUUAAGAAUGUCUCUUAAGGAAAAGCUUUUGUUGUCAGAUUCAUGUUUUGUUUUUUUAGCUUGCUAACCAUGCAAGUUCAGUACAGCAUCUAGCAUCUGGUUGCUUUCAGUGUAUCCCACUACUUCACUCUAGUUCUUAACUAAAGAUAUCGAAACAGAGCAAAAUUUCAAGUUUACACAGAAUCCCCCGAGUGAGCCAUGAAGUGCCUCUUAUAAAAGCACCGGUUUGCAUCCACAAGACAAGAGCAGCAAUAUUUUCUUAGCCAGAAAACAUGUUUAAGUCAUGGAGCAAGAAAAACAAGACUAAAGCUGUAUUCAAACUACAAUUUCAGGCAACUCAGGUGCCAAAGAUGAAAAAGCCUGCACUGAAGGUAGCUUUGGUGCCAGAUAAUGCUGGGAAGCCUACGGUGAAACUAGAGAAAGUUGUUGUCCAGGAUGGAACCUGAUCAUGGGAGAAUCCGAUUUUUGAAUCAGUAAAAUUUGUUAGGGACGUAAAAUCAGGAAAACUUCAAGAGAAAAUCUACCAUUUUGUUGUUUCAACCGGAUCUUCAAAAUCUGGCUUUCUUGGAGAAUCCUCCAUUGACUUUGCUGAUUUUGCUGCAGAAACUGAGCCACUGACUGUGUCCCUACCUCUGAAGUUUGCCAAUUCAGGCGCAAUCCUACAUGUUGGUACCUUCUAUUCCCCUCUCCACCUGGUUUCUUAUGUCCCUCAUAUCAUGCACAUGAUUACUCAUCUUUCAAAAUCUCAUAUUCAUCAAACCCUUUUUUUUUUUCAUUCUUAUUCCAUAUUAGUGACAAUUCAGAACGUGGAAGGAGUACAAAGAGAUCAAAGUACUUUCAGAAAUGGGGAAGAUUAUGGAAAUGGAAGCUCAAGACACCUACUGAGCAUUUGCAGUGCAGAUGAAAUUUCUCGUAAUGUUUAUGAAGAUUUCCCCAAGCUAUUACCACCCUUGAGGCAAAAUUCAAUGCCGUGCAAAGGAACUAUUGAGGCCAUUGCAACAAGAGCUCAAAUGCAUAGGGGGUCACUGGGUUCAGCAUCAGAUAGGAGUUUAGGCGACUCCUGGAGAAACAGCCUGGAAGAAACUCAUCCUCAAGAAGGAUUACAAGAACCUUCAGAUAAUGUCAUUGAACACCUCAGAAGUGAAAUUGCUUCUCUGAAGAGGAAAGCCGAAGAAUCAGAACUAGAGUUACAAUCGCUUCAGAAGCUGAUGGAGAAGGAAUGUAGCCGAGGACAAAGCAUGUCAAGGCAAAUAAUCAGCCUCAGAGACGAGAGAAAUAUGAUCAAAACUAAAUAUGAGCAACUAAUGUCGCAGCAAAAUCUCAUUAACGAGACCAAAAAUUCAAAAGCCUUACAGACUGAGAUUGAACAAGAGAGGCAGCAGUUAGAAGCAAUAAAAGAAGAGCUUUCUUAUGAAAAAGAGUUUAGUUCUAAUCUUAAAUUGCAACUCCAGAAGACACAAAACUCAAACUCCGAACUACUUUUAGCAGUUAGGGAACUUGAAGCAAUGCUGGAACGUAAGAAUAAGGAAUUGUUGGACAAUACUAAAGAGCAUGAUGAUGCCACAGAAUUAGGUCACUUGAAGCAGAAAAUUGCAGAACUGAAUGGUGAAAUAGACAUUUGUUAUAAGCAACGUGAUGAGCUAAAUGAGCAAAUAAAAGAGCUCAACUUUGAGUGUGAGCGUCUAAAGAAAGAAAACCUGGAUAUCUCUUUGAGAUUAAACCAUAAAGAAGCACAACAAAUUGCGUUACAAAAUAAAUAUUCAGCUUCUUUGGCAACUAUAAAACAACUUGAAUCUCAAGUACAGGGAUUAGAAGAAAAGAUAGGGAAGCAGGUGGAUGAUUUUUCAGGGUCUUUGAUUUACAUCAAUGAGCUUGAAAAUCAAGUCGGUGAUUUGAAGAGAGAAAUGAAAAUACAAGAAGAGGAUUAUCAAAAAGAUUUCCAAGCCAUGAAAUGUGCAAAACUUGAACAGGAAGAACGGGCCAUCCAAGCAGAGGAGACAUUGAUAAGGACUAGACACAACAAUGAUCUCGAAUGUCAGCGUUUUCAGGAUGAAUAUCGAAGUCUUUCAGCUGAAAUGACAUUGAAAGUAGAAGAAAACGAAAAGAAGGUACUGGAAGCUUAUGCUGAAGCUGAUGAAUUGCAGAAGCAGAAAAAACUCAUGGAAGAAAUUCUCCAGAAAUGCAAUGAAGAGCUCAGGCUUGUUACAAACCAGAAUGAAUUGAAACUUCAACAGCUCUUGAACCAAAUAGAUUCAAAAGAAAAGAAAGUGGAAAUGAUGUCUCAAGAACUAGAGAUUAAGUCCAAGCAACUGGAAGAUGUACAAAGGAAAAGGGAUGAAAAGGAUAAGGCAUUAACAAAGCAAAUUCAAUUGCUCAGAAUUGAAAUUAGAAAGCUGAUGCUAGAAGAGCAUGCAUUAUCUAAAGCUGAUCCAACAGAGCUCAUGACUAGGAUGUUAAUGCAAGAGAACAAUGAUGAGGAGAUAAGGUUUGACAACCUAACGGCAGCAUUAGAAAUCUUUAAGACCCAGCACAAUGAAUUGAAACAUAACUUGCACGUGGAACAAACAGAGAAAGAAAAUAUGAAGGAAAAAAUAUCUCAAUUAGAAGGAGAGCUGAAGAAGAAGGUAGAAGAACUAAGUGCUGUAGAAAAGAGGCUCAAAAAUAGCAAAGGAGCAACGGCCAAAAGUAUGAAUUUGGCUUCAUGGAACUACGAGAGUGCUGCGUCUUGUUCAUCCACUAAGGAACACGAUAACAAGUCAAGAUCGGAAAUGCAGAUGGUAAUUUUCCAGCUCCUUUUUCUUGAUAAUAUUAUUAGAAAGCAUGAUCAACAAGUUGAAGAUAUGGGUGAUGGACUCAUAUUAUGGGACACCACCACACAAUCUAAUGUGACAAAAAAGAAGAGGAAAGAAAGAGAACAUGUAAUUAGAGUUUACUUUGGUUUUGAUUUGCGCAUAUUAGCAGUUAAUGACUUGAUGAUCUACAAUAACUUGGGAUAUUGUUAUAUAUGUAACAAAAAGGGAAUGGAUGAUGCAAAGACCCCUGUUCGAAAGUGUGAAAAAGGAAGAACCAUAUGCAAUUCAGCCGAGAACGAAGUUCAUCUAGCUUCACACGGAAGCGAAGUGAAAACUUUCUUGGAAAAUAAGGCUAUUGUCUUCAAUUAUGAUGAUGCUGGUGAUUGUCCUACAAAUGAGUUGUUGGAUGAAGUGACAGUACUAAAGGAAAGGAACAAAUAUAUGGAAACUCAGCUGAAAGAAAUGGAAGAAAGAUAUUCUGAUAUUAGUCUUAAGUUCGCAGAGGUGGAGGGAGAAAGACAACAGCUUGUUAUGGCCCUACGGAAUAUGAGGAAUGGUAAGAACUAGAAUUCUUUACAUGCGUUAUUACUCAUUCAUGAAUUACACGAGUUAUGAAAUAGACAGGUCAUCACGGUCGUAUUGGUCAAAUUCAAAUCGAGCUUAACCCGUGUGUUUCACUUCAGUAUAAUCACCAUUUAAACCUCCUCCAAUUUAAAUUUGCUGGCCUGUCAGCUUAGUUCGAUAUUUCUGGUUGAUUGAUUCAUUGAAUUGACAAAGGUGGCUAUGCGUUGGGGCAUCAGAUAGGCUAUCUAGAAAAUGGAUUAUCAUCGUGUCAUCAUUUAUUUGAACAAUUUUGGGUUACAUGUAUUGCAAACAUUAUAGCCGAUAAACAAGGCUAUGAUUCUCAGAUGAAACAUUUUAUUGAAAAUGUUAAAGAUCAAGAGCAAAACCGCUACUGAAUCUUGGAAUACCUAUUAUCUAGAUGAGCUACUUG
This is a messenger RNA of Vigna umbellata (rice bean), 3800 nucleotides long. The record is from RefSeq and is a predicted model, not a curated record. NCBI's taxonomy places the organism in Eukaryota, Viridiplantae, Streptophyta, Magnoliopsida, Fabales, Fabaceae.